CGAGACGUACCGUGGACAGCAGGCCCGGACCAAGUCUGGAAACAGCUGUCAGAGAUGGGACAGCCAGACACCGCACCAACACAACAUACCUGACAGGUACCCUAACGCUGGACUAGAGAACAACUACUGCCGGAACCCGGAUCAACAUGACGGCGGGCCCUGGUGUUACACCACGAACCCGAACACUAGAUGGGAGGAGUGUGACGUCCCAAAAUGCUACGACGACUGUUACCUUGGCAACGGUAGAGACUACCGCGGGAGAAUAGACGUGACGUCAUCGGGCAGGAUAUGCCAGCGGUGGGAUACCCAGACUCCGCAUGCGCACAGCCGAACACCGGAAAAUUAUCCAAAUUCGGGACUAAUCAACAACUAUUGCAGGAACCCAGACAACGAUACCCGCCCAUGGUGCUACACAAUAGAUCCAACUUCUCGAGUGGAGUACUGCCCCAUCACAACAUGUGUGUGGACGGAAGAUGUCAUCGGUUUAGAAAGCAAAGUUUACCCCAAACACUGCUACUUCGGUGACGGCGCCACCUACCGGGGUAUCGUCAGUAUCACAAGCGCCGGUCUGACCUGCCAGCGGUGGGACAGUCAGACUCCCCACCCUCACGACCAGACCGUCAGGCAUCCUGACGCCGGAUUGGACGGGAACUACUGCAGGAACCCGGAUGGAGAACCCAUGCCGUGGUGCUACACAACCGACACUAACGUUAGGUGGCAGUACUGUACUGUGCCGCAAUGUUUCAACGACUGUUACAAUGGUGACGGUACAUCGUACCGUGGCACGGUUAACAUCACGUCCUCUGGCCGGGCCUGUCAGCGCUGGGACAGUCAGACGCCUCACCCUCACACACGGACCCCGACAACCUACCCGUCAGCCGGGCUGGACGAGAACUUCUGUAGGAACCCUGACGGGGAGGCGGAACCUUGGUGCUAUACCCAGGACCCGUACGUCAGAUGGGAGGCGUGUGUCAUCAGUAACUGCGAUGGUACAGCUCCGCCACCUUCACACAAAUAUAAAGUAUUUCCUGAGAACUGUUAUUUUGGAGACGGAGCCACAUAUCGAGGCGAGGUGUCGGUAAGCAAAGACGGCAUCCCGUGUCAGCGGUGGGACAGUCAGACACCUCAUCAGCACGACAUCCCUGCUAGGUUCCCCAACACGGAGUUGAAUGAGAACUACUGCCGGAACCCAGACGGGUGGGACCGUCCUUGGUGCUACACAACAGAUCCCAACAUCAGGUGGCAGGUCUGCGACAUCCCGGGCUGCUUCCCUGGUGAGUGCUAUAACGACAGGGGAGUAUCCUAUAGAGGUAAAGUGAACGUGACGUCGUCAGGACGUGCGUGUCAGCGCUGGGACUCCCAAACCCCGCACCAGCACCUCAGCACCACAGCCGACACCUUCCCUCAGGCAGGGCUGCAGGACAACUACUGCAGGAACCCAAAUAAUGACGUCAAGCCGUGGUGUUAUACUGUCGACCCGCUGGCCAGGAUUGAAUUCUGUGUGGUACCGAAUUGUGCUAACUACACAGGCCCACAGCCACAAAAAGGAGGCAGCAACACCGGAGGAAUCGUAGCCGGUGUGGUCGUCACCAUCUUGGUUGUUGUGGUGGCAGCUCUGGGCGUGGCCUACUACUUCCUGUUUUGGCGGAAACGGGUGGAUGAUGGGAAGGGUCUCGUACAAAAUGAAAGUCCCGUGGCUGGAAGCGUUGGAUUCCAAGACAUCUUAGCUCGAGAUGAUAAGACUGAUCCAGAAGGAACGAACACCUUCAGUAAUCCCAACUACGACCUUACAGAACAAAGUUCCGCGUGAUUUAAGUAUCAAAGUUUUUUUUGUCUUUUUUUCUUCGGGGGGACGAGGAAAGUCCGCAGUGGUACGGGUUCUUAGACCAUAGAUUAUUGACAUACUCGAAAAGAAGUGGUGAAUUUGUAUUUUUGAUGCUAAUACACAAUCAUAACCCAUUUAUGAUCUACAACAUAUCAUUGUAGCUCUGUCUUUUGUAAUACCUAUUGUGAUAUCAAAAUGAGCAGCAAAUUAUCUGCUCUGCUGCUGGUACUGCUGCAGCUAUUGCUCAACUAGUGGGUGAGCUUUAGCAUAGCUUCCGAAAAAGAGGUUACAUGUCUACAACGAGAAUGAUCUGUUUAUCAAUAAACUAUGCAAAACUUGA
Molecule: messenger RNA, 2165 nt
Organism: Branchiostoma floridae (Florida lancelet)
Lineage: Eukaryota; Metazoa; Chordata; Leptocardii; Amphioxiformes; Branchiostomatidae
Product: plasminogen-like
Exons: 13
Coding region: 680-1810 (376 amino acids)
Molecular function (GO): signaling receptor binding; endopeptidase activity
Source: RefSeq, a predicted model, not a curated record